CUACACUGGCAGCCACAUUCACUUUCCAGUUCUAUACCCUUCCUUCGCAUUCAGAUCAUGUCAGGGAUUAGUAGCUGGCUCUGGGGAACGUCUCAGCUUGACGAUGCCGUAGACAAGGCGACGUCAGAGCUGCUGCCAUCUGGGGCGGAAGAUAUUGCGCUCAAUCUCGAGAUAUGCGACCAGAUACGGUCCAAGUCUGUCCCAGCGAAGGACGCUAUGCGCGCACUGAAACGGCGGCUGAACCACAAGAAUCCUAAUGUUCAACUGUUAGCGCUGGGGUUGACCGACAUUUGUAUUAAGAAUGGUGGCGACCACUUCCUGACGGAAGUAGCUUCCAGAGAAUUCAUCGAUAACCUCGUCUCAAUACUCAAAAUGCCAGCGCUCAAUGCUGAUGUCAAAGGUACCAUCUUAAGGCUUAUUCAGAAUUGGAGUGUAUCGUUUGAAGGAAAGCCGUCGUUGUUGUAUGUUACUCAGGUGUAUAAGACUUUGAACAUGGAAGGAUUUACUUUCCCCCCUAAGGAUCUUACGGUCACCAAUUCAGCCAUGGUUGACACCCAGACAGCCCCAGAGUGGAUUGAUUCUGAUGUCUGCCUGCGUUGUCGAGACCCAUUCACGUUCACGAAUCGCAAACACCACUGCCGGAAUUGUGGCCAAGUCUUUGACCAGAAAUGUUCCUCGAAGUCAAUUCCUCUCCCUCAUUUUGGUAUAGCUCAGGAUGUACGCGUAUGCGAUGGUUGUUAUUCCAAGAUACACAAGAAGGCCGAGAAGGCGAACAAGACCCAUCGGCAUUCUACAAGCCUUCAUGGUAGCCGUCAUCGUACAGCACGAGAUCUUGCCGAUGCGGAGUUGCAGCGGGCCAUCCAGUUGUCCCUUCAAGAAACAGGGUUGAACGGCGCCUCUCGGCCAGGUUAUGUUCCUUCUCCCCCCACCUGGCAGUACUCAGAGCCUCCCCUCGUCGACCGUACUACGCAUCCCCGCCCGUCCAUUGUCGAUGAAGAAAAUGAUCCCGAUUUGAAAGCUGCCAUUGAAGCCAGCCUCCGUGAAGCGUCUGCUCCGAAAGCCAGCGCCCCUAUUGCGGUGGAAACGCCGCGCUCAGAAGCCCCCUCUUCUGAAUAUUCAGGUCCUGGCUACUCUCAGUCGUAUCCUCCUGGGGUUGUUCCCCCUCAUCCUUCUCUUCCAAAACUGUCAAACUAUGACCUCGAACCUCUUGAGUCGGAUGCCAUUUUAACCUUCAGCCAAACGAUCGAACAGGUACAAAGCCAAGACGGGAGAGAUAUAUCCAGAUAUCCUGCGGUAAAUGAGUUGUAUGAUAAGGCGAAUAGUUUGAGGCCUAAGUUAGCAAUGAGUCUUGAUGAUGCAGGGCGGAAAGAAGAAAUGCUCGCGGAUAUGCACGACAAGCUGUCACAGGCUGUUAAGCUUUACGAUCAAUUACUGUCGGAACAGGUUGCCCAUCCUCGUUGGCGAUCCUCACAGGCGUAUGAACAACCCGUUUCCAACUAUGGCCAGUCCCAGCCUUUGACAAAUGGAUAUUCCCAAUGGCAGAGUCCGUAUCAAGUCGCAUCAGUAUCUUCACCUCAAUCAGCCCUACCACCAUCGUCUUAUUUUGCUCCCGCUCCUGUUCCCACUCAGCCAACCCCUGCACCAUCUCAGCAGUACAGCUACGUAGGAUCGUCUCAACAAUAUUUACCGCCUCUACAAGCUGGCGAGAACACCUCUCCAAUUUCACAAACGUACCAGUCUGAACCCGUUCCUAUGUCUCCUCUACAGGAAGCCCCGCCAAUCUCUUAUAGCACAUAUCCCCUGCCUGAGAAACAUUCAUCACCGGAAAUUCAAACGACAUAUCAGGUUCCGCCUGCCCCGGUUAACGCGGCUCCUGUGUCAGCCCCGGAGUCUUUGCCGCCGACUCAACACACACCUCCCGCCUUGACCCGACAAAACACGGUCUCUUCAUAUUCAGUUCCUACUCCUCAGCCGCUGCCGUCACGAAGUAAUACCGUCCACACUACUUAUCGGCAAGCACCACACCAGCAAGCUCAACGGUACGCGCCGACACCACCAUCUCUUCCCCAGUUUCCAGUUGCUCCUACGUCAGCUCCUCAGGCGUUCUCGAUGUACGAACCGUCAAUACCUACAGGAGUGGCGCAGAGAGAAGAGCGGCAGGAGGCCUUGUUGAUUGAUCUAUAAUUUUUUCCGCAAUCUAUGUAGUUUUUAUUAACCACGUACAUAUAGCAUGCAUUUGACCGUAAAUUCUUGGGAAUAGUUUCUAAUUUCCCAUUGAGAUCAGCGAUUCAAGAAUGCGGUUAUGUCGAUAUGUAUUCCACCAUGUAGAGUAUCCCGAGCUGCAUAAAUGUGCAGGUUGAAGGAUAGCGUUGCUUGCAGC
Guyanagaster necrorhizus is the source of this 2380-nucleotide messenger RNA. Its product is annotated as ubiquitin binding protein. The transcript is spliced from 6 exons. Gene Ontology annotation, molecular function: metal ion binding; phosphatidylinositol binding; ubiquitin binding. NCBI's taxonomy places the organism in Eukaryota, Fungi, Basidiomycota, Agaricomycetes, Agaricales, Physalacriaceae. Gene Ontology annotation, cellular component: early endosome. The record is from RefSeq and is a predicted model, not a curated record. Gene Ontology annotation, biological process: endocytic recycling; receptor internalization. Bases 58 to 2184 code for a protein of 708 amino acids.